Messenger RNA from Cuscuta epithymum, 6055 nucleotides. The record is from the annotation of a GenBank genome assembly. NCBI's taxonomy places the organism in Eukaryota, Viridiplantae, Streptophyta, Magnoliopsida, Solanales, Convolvulaceae.
GACUUGAAGUUGUUUGCUGAAUGGAUUGCAAGUAUAGGUGAUGGUAUUGCUGGUGAAAUAAAUGACGGUUGUGUCUCCAUUAAAAUUCCCGAUGACAUCUUGAUCAAGUACUCAGGAGAUCCAAUUGCUAAGAUUGUGGAGACAAUUUAUCCUGAUUAUCAAAAAUCAAGUACGAAUUUGAGUUACUUGAGAGAUAGAGCCAUUCUUGCUCCCACUCUUGAUGUAGUUGAUUCUGUUAAUGACUAUAUGACGGCUUUGAAUACUAAGGAAGUGUCGAGAACCUACCUUAGUUCAGACAGUGUUUGCAAAUCCGAUGCCACACAUGAUCUAAUCGCAGAGUUGCACACUCCGGAAUUCUUGAACAGUAUAAAGCUUUCUGGACUGCCAAAUCAUGUAUUAACUUUGAAAGUUGGGACCCCAAUCAUGCUUUUGCGUAAUAUUGAUCACUCGAUGGGUUUGUGUAAUGGGACACGACUAAUCAUAACAAAGAUGUGCGAUCAUAUCUUAGAAGGUAUGGUUUUGAAUGGUAUGAGUGUGGGACAAAAAGUUUUAAUACCACGGUUGACUUUGACACCGUCUGAUACUCGAUUACCAUUUAGAUUUCAAAGGAGACAAUUCCCUAUUAUGGUUUCUUAUGCAAUGACUAUCAAUAAAAGUCAGGGCCAAUCUCUCAGUCAUGUUGGUCUCCUUCUGAAAAAACCAGUGUUUAGUCAUGGACAGUUAUAUGUUGCAGUGUCAAGGGUAACCAAUCGUGCCGGUCUCAAAAUCCUCAUUCAAAAUGAAGAUGGUCUUCCAGAGGAUGAAACAAUGAAUGUUGUUUACAAAGAAGUUUUCCAUAAUGUGUAAUAUUUCACUUUAUACAACGAUGUUAUUACUUGAGACUACUAUUUGACACAUCAUCCUUUAAUUCAUGUGUUGUAUGAUGUAUCAUGUUUAACUUUAUAACUGAUUAAAUUUUGAUAGAUGUCCAAUUUUUACCCACCAAAAAUUUCACCCACCGUGCAUCGCACGGGUACAUGCUAGUUUGGAACAAAAAAUAAUAGGAUCAUAAUUUUGAGAUGUACGGACUAAUAUAAAUUGAAUUGACAAAGCUCUUCAGAUAAAUAAAGCUAAUAAAUUUUUGUGGGAUAGAAAAAAUUACAUCAUAAAAACAAUGAUUUUAUCAUCAGAUAACUAUUUUAAAUCUGAUAAACCAUUUUCACUUUGAUUCCAAUUUAAUAUAAUAAUAUUAGUAGAUUAUUACAAUAUUCUACUUUAUCAGGGUUUGGGUAUUUAUCAUAUGUCAUAAAAAUAGCCUUUCUGUCUUCCAGAGGAACUUAUUUUUUGGUUUAAAGACCAGACCUAUUACAUUCAAUAGAAACAGGGCAAUUGAAAAAAAUUGAACUCAAAUUUUGAGUAUCCUUAUUCGCGCUUAGGAUGUUUUCUGUUGGAUUGUUUCCAAGUUCCAAACCAGAACAGAUCAAUUCAAACCAGAUUUAAACAGAUCAGACCAUAUCAUACUUGGACAGUUAUAAUGUACUCUGAAAUCAGUCAUUUAUCAGACCAGACUUAAACAGAUCAAGAGUCCGUUUGGUACCACGAAAUCGACUGAUUUGGCUGAUUCUGCUGAAAUUUCUCAAGUUCUAGCUGAAGUGGCUGCAUUGGCUGAUUCUGCUGAUUUAAGAUAAAAUUAUUUUUAAAAUAUAUUAUAUUAAUAAAAUAAAUUAAAAAAAUAUACGUAAAAAUAGCUAAAAUGAUCAUCUACAGUAACUUCAUCCAAACAACCAGAAAAGUAACUUCAACCUUACUUUUUCUGCUUAUUACACAAUUCAGUGCGCGAAAAUGAAAAUUACGUGUUUGGUGAAAAAGUUGGCUGAUAAGCCGAAAAAAUGUGUUGCCAAACAGCACCUAAAUCAGACCAACAAAUUUCACUCCAAAAGAAAACAUUCUUAAUUCACGACAUUGGUGGAUGAUUAAGAUUCCAGGGUAUGAGGCAUUAAGUUUUUAUAUUGUUUUACCAGACACCUCUGUUAUCUCAGAUUGUGUUAAACUGGAAUAUGUGCAUUUAAUGAGAUGAUCAUAAGAAAACUACGUAGUACAGUAUAAAAGCUCAAUGAUAGACCGACCAAGACUUUUGACUUAGUGACAAGGAAAAUAUGAGCGCGAAUUUCCACCAGACCAAAGUUCCUACUCAAGGGGACCACAAAACGACUUCACGAGAAAUCAACUUUAUUUGUUAGUCACAGCUCACUAAAUCACGUGCAGUGUUCAUUCAAUUAUUAUAAUUAUUACUAAUAUUAAUAUUACUAUUAUUAUUUAAAUGUCAUGAUUAGACUCAUUAGAGUUUGUUCAGCUCCACACAUUCACAUGGCACUAGUGAGCCAAACAAGCUCGUUUGAUAACACUAAAAUUGGCUGUAUUGGUUGAUUCUGUUGAAAUUUAAGAAGUUCUGGUUGAAGUAGCUGUAUUGAUUGAUUCUACCAAUUUAUGAAAAAAUUAUAUUUAAAAUAUUUGUUAUUAAUAAAUUAAUAAAAACUUAUAUGAAAAAAUUGUUAAAAUGAUCCUCUACCAUAACUUCAGCCAAUACAGCCAGAAAAGUAACUUCAAUCUUACUUUUUCUGCUUAUUAGACAAUCCAGCACGCGAAAUCAAAAGUUACGUGUUUGGUGCAAAAGUUUGGAGGUGAGGGGGGAGGGUUGGGGGUUCAUUAGGAAAAGCAAAAAAAAAAAAAAAAUGAACCGAGGCACGGCCCGACCCGGACCCAGGGGUUACCCGGGCCGGUUCCGGGCCUCCCCUCUCAUGAACCGAGGCCCGGCCGGGCCCGAACCGGCCCGAGUCCACCCCUACUAUCGGUAUUUCAAUUAAAAUACUUCUACAACUUCCAUAAUUAGUAUAGGCCACAUUCGCUAUAAUAAAAACCUUUUAUACCUUUCAACAAAACAACCUUUUAUAUCAAUACAUCAAAUUUUUGACCUGUUUAUAUCUCAAAUUGUUGUAUAUGUAUUUAUCGUGUUGAUUUAGUUAUUUCUUCAAAUUCAGUACCUUCAAAAUAUUUAUCGUGUUGAUUAAAGCCAUACUUAGAUUAUUUUACAUCAAUUUUUUACCAAAUUAUUUUUUGAAAACAAAAGAACGCCUUUUAUAUUAACAUAAAAGAAAGCAUAAAAGACCUCCAGACAGUUACAAACAUAAAUCAGUCACCUCGUAUAAAACAAAUGACUCUCUAGACACAAACGAACAAUUUUAAACCUACAAUGAGUAGUUCAAACACGCCUAUCAAAAGUAAUUAAAAAAUCCAAUUAUCAAAAUCAAACUUACUCAAACUACAAUAAAAACAAGUACUUCUAAACUACUAAAGAAGAAAUCUCAAUACUACGUAUAUUUUUUCAUCUUCAUAAGCCAAAUACAAGUUUAAAUACUCGUAAUAUUUUUGUUCAACAAUGGUGGAUCUAAAUGAACUGAAAUGGCUAAUUUAUGUUCAAAAAGAUUAGAUCAAACAAACAAGACCAUAACAAAAAUUUAAGUUUAAGUGAAGUGUGACUCUUACCGAACUAAUUCACUGUGAAGUGUGAAUAUUUGACUUUAAAGGGCUGCUAAUAUUUGUUAAUAGGAUAUAUCAUAUGUGACGAUCAUUUAUUACACUUAACAAAAUUUAGUUUGCAACCACCCAAAUAUGACACUUUCGCUUUAAAACAUAACAGUAAUGUUAACAGGGAAUAACACCCUUUUAUCAUUCAAUAAAUGAAUGACAAUAUGAGCCCAACUGAUGAUAUACUUCCUUCCCUUUCCUUCGUCUAAAUUUUGCCUAAACUUUCUCUUUUAAAUUGUCUCAUGUCCUAUUAACUUUACAAUUUUCUCUUUUAAAGGAGAGUUUAUAGUUCUAGCUAAUUCUUUUUUUGCUGCACAAACGUCUAUCACACAAUUUGUACUUUAUUAAUCCCGUGUCAAUUAAACUUUGACUAGUUUUAAGGGGCACGCGGAGUCGAAAAGAACAUGCAAUCAACCCACUCAAUAAUCAAAGAGAUUUUAGUGUGUACUCGCACUGGUUGCUCGAGUUAAAAUCUGUAAUUCCCACAAACAACAAAUGUGUGAGAGUUUAACUCCUUAUACACACCAAACUCUUAAACCAUUCUUUUGAAAAAAUAGUGUGCGGUUAAAACUUCAUUUACCCUUCCCUCCCAAUUUUCUAAGCCUGGUGUGAGACUGUGGGAGCACCUAUUCCCUCUUUUGAGUUGAGAGAUCCAAGUGUGUAUUUGAGUUUUCUUGGGUCACUCUACGCAUGCAAACACUUUAAAAAAAGCAUCUUUUAUGAUUUGAUGAUACCACCAGGAUAAAAUAUGCCCUUUCCUUCUCACAACAUGUACUAAAGAUUGCUCCUUUAUGAUUUGAAGAAACAACUUGGAAAAAAGAUGCCUUUCCUUCUAACAACAUGUACUAAAGAUUGCUCCUUUCUAUUUCAGGCCCAGAAAUUUGAAUAUGACAUUGGAUAAGAAAUCUGAAUCCAGCAAUUCAAGGCAUAGAAUUUGAUAGCACUACAACAAUUGAUAAGUUAAACCAGACAAACCCAAAUUGAAAAUAAACACAUUCAUUCAUUCAUAACCAAAGAAGAAAACAGAUAACAGGUAGAAACUAAAUUAACCUCCAUCUGCUGCUGCUAAUCUGAAGCCGGGGCAGGAGUAGAACUGGCCUCUUCAGGUUUUCUGCACAGAAUCAUAUGCAUUGGAGUGAAUAUUCCGGUCUCUCCUCCUUUCGUCAAAUAGUCAGCUGUGACGAAUAGCAUUUCAUGGACAUCCACCGUCCCCUUGGGGGCUAUUCCGAGCCAUGACAGUAUGGUCACUAGGACAUGGUUUCUCCAGUAAGCGAUCCGACCCAUUUUCAGCCUCGUCCACCACGGGUUCGACGGCGGCUUUGCCAAAUCCUUUUCCUUCACCACCUCGAAACCCACUUUUCUGGCGACCUCCGGGAUGUCCUUGUAGCAUCUGAGCCCCGGCAGGGCAUCCCCCCUCUCAAUCCCGUGGAUGAUCUCGACGUGUUCCGGGUUCUCGGGUCGGUACGAUUCGGUUGUGACCCAUUCGUACGAAACGUACAUGGAUCCGGGUUUCAAUACCCUGUAGAUCUCCUUGUACACGUCCUCCAGCUGCGGCGCGUGACAGGUGGCCUCAAUCGAGUACGCGCCGUCGAAGCUGUUGUCCGGGAACGGCAUCUGCAUAAAGUUGCCGCAGAUGACCUCGCACAGGGAAUCCAGCCCGGCUUUCUUGUUGUGCAUCCGGGCCCGUUUCACCUGGUACUCGUUGAUGGUGAUCCCCACGACUUUCGCGCCGGAGUGGGCGGCAAUCGCGCGCAUCGGGCCUCCCACGCCGCAGCCGGCGUCCAGAAUGCGGCUCCCCGGCUUCACGCCGAGCAGAUCCACGGCCAUCUCCUCGUGGAGGCGCGUGGCGUCGCGAUGCGAUUUCCCCUGAACCGAGGGGGAAAAGUGGAACGAUUGGCCCCACCCCCACUCGUAAAUAUCGGUGACGAGGUUGUAGAAGGUGUCGACGAAGGCGGGGACCUUGUCCGCCGUCUCGAUCUCCUUGGGGCGGCGGAAAAAGGACCAGUACUGGUCGUACUUGUCCUGCACAUUGUCCUUGUCGAUGGAGCCGCCGGAGAGGUGGACGGCGCGCUUGCCCUUCUGCUCGGCGGAGCCCAGAAUGCAAACGAACCAGUAGACGCCGCCGGCGAUGAGGGCGGCGGUGCAGAACAGAGUGAGAGGGUCCAUCUCAGGGGAGGCAAAAUUGGCGUUUUUUUAAUUACUUAAUUAACGGGAACAGUUAUGAAGAAAAAAGAUUGAUUCAUUCAUUCAUUCCUUGGGCAGAGUCAGAAGAGGCCAAGUUAUAGGCGCAUUCCCACUAUUACACAUACUGUAGUGGGAGUUUUAUGUUGCCGUUUAUUCAUUUAUUUAUUGUAGAGGACACGUGACUGCAUAUGAUCCCAAUUUGAAAAUAUGGCCAACUCUGGGUGAGGGUUGUUGAAAAAGAAACUAAUAACUUUUCUACUUUUAAACAAUUAUUAUUAGGCCACGGAAUCAUACAUAUAUAUAGGGC